Saccoglossus kowalevskii is the source of this 1368-nucleotide messenger RNA. RefSeq names its product PGAP2-interacting protein-like. Lineage: Eukaryota; Metazoa; Hemichordata; Enteropneusta; Harrimaniidae. The record is from RefSeq and is a predicted model, not a curated record. Gene Ontology annotation, biological process: GPI anchor biosynthetic process. Gene Ontology annotation, cellular component: endoplasmic reticulum.
AUAGAUGGAUUGUCGCAUGAUGACGAGACGCCAGGCAUCGAACCCAUGCAAAUGCAAAAGAAAAAUGGGCGCGCUGAACAGAAAACUACGAAAGAUGAAGAAGGGCCUCACAGAAGUGAUACAAACCGACUGGUUGCUCUAAGCUUUAUCAGGCCAUUGUUAACGGAAGCCGUUAUAGGUUAUGUUUUUUGGACCGUAUUACAUGCCCCUCCCUGCUAUGGUUUGGUUCUUUCCACUCAAGUAAUGGAAAUAUCCGGUUAUGAAGCUGUAGGUGUUAUCUGGGUUAUAUCACCACUGCUCUGCGGCAUCGGACCAUUGUUUAGAUUCUUACAAACAAAAUAUGGAUUGUUAUUAUUACGACUUGGACUUGUAUGCAGCUUAGCAUCGUUUCAGUUCUCAAAUAUUAUCAUAAGGCUUCUUGUCCUCACUGCGGUAUUAGCAUUGGUGACUCUCAUAGGAAUUGGAGGCUUUGUACCACGUUUUAUGUCAGAACAAUUUAUAGCAGAACCACAGAAAUCAGACCCCAAGACAUUUAGUACAAUGAUGUGGUCUGUAAGAUUUAUGUAUGAUAAUAAUGGUUGGCCUAGCUUUGAUAGAGCUGCUACAGUACUUAAUAAUACAGAGGCGGAUUUCAUUUCAUUUCUUGAGAGUGAUGCGUCAAAACCGUUCUUGGGAAACAAUGACAUCACAAUGUGGAUGUCUGAAAAACUUGGAAUGUACAGUGAUUUUGGACCAUCCACAGCUUCACACACAUGGGGAAGCAAUUUGUUUUCAAAGUACCAAAUUGUGAGAUCAAGUCACCAUAUAUUACCUUCUCCACAUGGUGAAUUAGGACCAGCAAUCUUUGCAACUGUCAACAUAUCAGGAACUUUGGUAGAUUUGCUCACAGCACAUAAUGGCAAUUAUGAAGAUUCCUUGGAUCGAAAGUUACAGACUGAGUACAUUGCCAAUAUUACACGAAAUAGUACUAACCCACUGGUGUACAUGGGCUAUGUGACUUCUAAACCCGGUGAGAGAGACUAUAAACAACUGACAACUAGAGGAAGGUUAAAGGAUAUUGAUGAAACUGACAGAAAGAGAUUCUGUUUAUAUAUUAUGUACAGAGGUUUAAUCAGGGUUGGUUAUGCUCGUAUAUCACAUGGUGGACUGACUGACACUGAAAUCCAGCUAGCUAAGUUUCGCAUUCCAGACAAUCCAAACAAAUAUCAAGAUAACAAUUACAUCACAAUACAAAGUGAAGAUGUUGAUCCAUCUGUUCGUUUCCCAACAGUUUUUGGAAAGCAUUACCACACCCAUUGGUGGGGAAAAGGAAAUUAUUACCACAUGAACACACCCAAGUACUUCAUAAAACGGAAACCAGGUGCCUAA